Molecule: messenger RNA, 1584 nt
Organism: Chlamydomonas reinhardtii
Lineage: Eukaryota; Viridiplantae; Chlorophyta; Chlorophyceae; Chlamydomonadales; Chlamydomonadaceae
Exons: 3
Coding region: 122-538 (138 amino acids)
Source: RefSeq, a predicted model, not a curated record
AUAUGCGACAAAAGAGCCGCAAGCGCAAGAAGCUGGCGGACGAGGAGGACAGCGAGGAGGAGGAGGACCCUAGCACUUUUAGCGUAAAGACCACGUUGCGAGCCGCGGGCCGCAUAAGGCCAUGCAGCGGCUGCUGCGGCGCUGCUACGCCCGCAGCGUCGUGAUGAUUGAUGAGUACUGCACCUCGCAGGUCUGCUACAACUGCGGCCUGCGGGAGCUGCGGAAGAUCCUGCCGCACAACGGCACGCGGCGCUACACUGUUCUGGCCUGCGACGGCUGUGGAACCGUCUGGAAUCGCGAUGCCAACGCGGCGGCGAACAUCCGCCUCAUCACCGCCUGCCUGGAGGAGGGACUGCCGCGGCCUGAGGCGCUCACGCGCCCCAUCCACGGCAGUGGUGGUGGCGGAGCAGGACGACAAGGAGGAGGCCAGCGCGCGCCCUGCACCCGUGCGGCGCCAGGACCGGCGGCGGCGGCAACCGCCGCUGCGGCUGCCGCGGAUGCUGAUGCUGCGGUGCAGGGCGGCGGCGCCUACGGCUAGUCUGAGAUUAUGACGCGUGGGUAUGGACCAGCGUGGGUGACAAGCAUACGGGAUGACAAGCAGGGCUGGGUGACCACCAGCGUGGGUGACAAGCAGGGCUGGGUGACCAGCGUGGGUGACAGGGCUGGGUGGCAGGGCUGGGUGACCAGCGUGGGUGACCAGCGUGGGUGACAAGCAGGGCUGGGUGACCACCAGCGUGGGUGACAAGCAGGGCUGGGUGACCAGCAGGGCUGGGUUACAAGCGUGGGUGACAAGCAGGGCUGGGUGUGAAACAGUAUUGGUGUGUCUUGUCUUGUUACUGACAUGCGUGGAUACAGCACAACGCUCGCGGGACUACGCUGUUCUGGCCUGCCCUGGUUGUAGAACCGCCUGGAAUCGCGAUGCAAGUGCUGCUGUUGUGCGGUAGUGUCGUGCGGUUGAGGUAGCUAGUUGAGUAGUUGCGUAUUCGCCGUCCAGACAAUGUCUGUCGACGAGGGGAGGCCCCCUUACGGGGGCCGGUAGCCCCCUUACGCCUGCCCUAUCAGUGGCCUCCGGGCCCAAACGCAUCGGGUGUGAGGUGGCCUGUGCUUCGGCUGCGGUCGGGGUGCACGGCUGCUCCAUGCGGGGGCUGGGCGCGGCGCCUGUGCUUAGGCGGGACUGACGUGGCCAUAUAAGGUGUUGUGCACUGGGGUGGCCUCCGAUGACCCAUUCAACCCGUGCCAGGCAAUUGCCGCGGGAAGUGUAAGGUGAACCUGGUGACCAGCGGUCUGGGCUGUGACACGGACAACAUCGUGAAGGAGGUUGAGCGCCUGGUGAAGGUGGAGAAGGUGAGCGGGCGGGGGUCUUGAGCUAAGAGGUCAAGCGGACCCUAAGAGAACGGCAAGGCGAGGUGGGGAGGAAGGCAAGUCGUGUCGGACAGGGUUUCCAGGGGUGCUUGCCCAAACCCGCACGUAUGUGUCAAAUGUGCAAGAAAGUUGUCUUGACAGCAGAGUGCGUCAUGUGUUGGGAUACAAUCUGUACUGCACGUUCCCAAACAGGUUUUGGCCAUCAUCGGCCCAGUGUGCUCU